Messenger RNA from Vombatus ursinus (common wombat), 927 nucleotides. RefSeq names its product zinc finger protein 502-like. The transcript has 4 exons. Lineage: Eukaryota; Metazoa; Chordata; Mammalia; Diprotodontia; Vombatidae. The coding region runs from base 1 to 927 and encodes 308 amino acids. Gene Ontology annotation, molecular function: DNA-binding transcription factor activity, RNA polymerase II-specific; RNA polymerase II cis-regulatory region sequence-specific DNA binding. The record is from RefSeq and is a predicted model, not a curated record. Gene Ontology annotation, biological process: regulation of transcription by RNA polymerase II.
AUGGUGGCAACGGUUUUCGAUGUGUUUACGAUCAAUGUGAUCAUUGCAAGGGUGUCUGUCCUCUAUGCUGCGGAAGGUGUGUCCAGGUCCAUGGACUUGAACCACUGGACUGAGAGCCUGAGAGAAGGAGACAUGAGACUGGAAGUGAAGGAGACUAUAGCAGAGCUAAGUCUUUCUGUGGAAGAAAUUCAGGAGCAAAGAUCCAUGGAUGAUGGUCCCUGUGACAUCACUUGGGGAGAAUUCUGUGCUCUACAUCAAAGAAUCCACACUGGAGAGAAACCUUAUGAAUGUAAUCAGUGUGGAAAGGCUUUCACGAACAGGGCAAGUCUGGCUCAACAUCAGAGAAUCCACACUGGAGAGAAAUUGUAUGAUAUAAUAUACAAAUCUUAUAAAUGUGAUCAAAGUGGAAAGGCUUUUACCCAGAGGUCUUAUCUCAGUGUACAUCAGAAAAUCCACACUGGUGAGAAAUCUUAUGAAUGUAAUCAGUGUCGAAAGACUUUCCGAGGCAGCUCCAGUCUUGCUCAACAUCAAAGAAUUCACACUGGAGAAAAACCUUAUGAAUGUAAUCAGUGUGGAAAAUCUUUCUUACUGAGGGCUCAUCUUGCUAAACAUCAGAGAAUCCAUACUGAAGAGAAACCUUAUGAAUGUAAUCAAUGUGGAAAGACUUUCAGAGGUGGCUCCAGUCUUGCUGAACAUCAGAAAAUCCACACGGGAGAAAAACCUUAUGAAUGUAAUCAGUGUGGAAAAUCAUUCCCACUGAAAGCUAAUAUUACUUUACAUAAAAGAAUCCACACUUGUGAGAAACCUUAUGAAUGUAAUCAAUGUGGAAAGGCUUUUAGAGACAAUUCCACUCUUGCUAGACAUCAGAGAAGCCAUACUGGAGAGAAGUCUUAUGAAUGUAAUCAAUGUGGAAAGGCUUUGCACUGA